AUGCGGCGUACUCUUUUCCUACCACAGUGGUGGAACAAUCUUGGUCAUACUCGAUUAACGCGUACGACUGUGGAGGAUCGUGAGCGUAUGAUGAAGGAAGCUCAGCGAAGGAAGAAAGAAGAAAGGGAAGCGAUUGAUGCUCUCGAUGACGACAUCAUUAUAGUGAAGCACACGAGAAUGCCUCAUGGAAUCAGUCGAGAGUUAACUAGGAUGAGGGAUGAAAAGUACCGCGUUUAUGGGCGAGGAGAACUGGGUGGGUGGAUCUGGAUUUCGCGUACUUUGGUUAGAGACAUCCGGGAAUCGCCUUGCAGCCAUCCUUCCAAAGCAGAGUGCUCUUCCGAAAACGUGAAGGAGUCAACAAGGGACAACAAGAUAAGUCGGCUUGAAGAAAUAGCAGCCCGUUUGAAGCAGUGGAGGACGAUGCAGGAGGUAAUGGGUGAGCGAAGGAAGAGCUGCCCAUGCUAUUCUCCCAGCUGUCGCAUGGGAAUUCCUCCCAGAUCUGUAUGUUCCGAUGACGCCAGUGCUGGCUACCAGGCAUGCUACUCGUUCGAAUGUCGUCAGCAGGGAACUGAUGUCACGCGCCCCAGCUCUUCCAUUGAUGCUGCACCAGGUGUGUGCUCUGGUGUAGUGAAGGCGUACGAUCCGUCAAAAACAGUUACCCCGCUGAAGGGUGUUUUGGGGGAGGAUCUACCGUGGCCGUUGCCUAAAGUGAACAAGUUUGUUUCUCGAGGGUCUAAGCGCACAAGCAUUUUCGUCUUACCACAAGUAACGCUUCGGCGUUUGGCGAAAAGUGGAGGUCGUAAAGCAAUUUAUGUCCCCAGUUUCUCGGCAACAGCGAAAGGAAACCUGCAAUACUGGAACUAUCCCACGCCUCGUCCCUGUUUUGAUUUAUGUUGGAGGUUAGUUGUCCAACAGUUUUGCUAUAUGUGGUCCUUUAGUUAUGCGGAUCGAUUUGCUACUACUUCAUUGUUGAUAUUCUUGUUAUCUUCCUUAUCAGAGCGUUUAUUUGUUAUUCUUAUUUUCUGCUGA
Messenger RNA from Cooperia oncophora, 1029 nucleotides. NCBI's taxonomy places the organism in Eukaryota, Metazoa, Nematoda, Chromadorea, Rhabditida, Trichostrongylidae. The record is from the annotation of a GenBank genome assembly.